AUGGAUACACAAGCCCAGAUCAGACGCUCUGCGGCUGUCAAGCACCUCUAUCAAAAGUUCGGGGUAUCCAAGCCCUGGUUUUUCUCCCCUGGUGAUCUCCAAGGCCUCGGAAUUCAAACCCUCCAAAUUGACGUCACAGGUGAUGGUACUUUAGAAUUUGACCCGUGUUUCUUUCGUCCUCACCCCGAAAGAGUCCUCCAAAAGUACCCACCAGACCCUUUCCAGAUGGCUGCUAUAUAUCCCCCCCAGACCCUUGCCUCGCUGACCAACCGCCCUGAGGUCACUUCCAUGAUACAGAUGGAAGAGGAAACAGGGGUUAAGAAUGAGGCUGCGAGGGCCACUUACAACUCACUUGAGAAGCUUCUUGGACCGGAUGAGUGGCAAGAUCAUGCUAGAGAGACACAGUAUUAUAUGGAAUGCCAUCUGGAUUACGCUCGAAUGGGACUACCUAAUGGCUCUUCUCUCCGGAAUCUUGGAUCUCUACAUGGUUUUCGGACAAAACCUGCAAGUGGUGAUCCUCCAACAGUUGAGUUUUCCCCGCUAUGGAGCUUCGCAGACGAACAAAAAGCACCGGUUGAGCUUUUCAUUCGCUAUCGGAUAAGCCAGCUAGUCGAGGUCCCUCGAUGGGAGAAGCCAAAUCCUGCCAUCGAUUCCCUCGUGGACCCUGUUGCGUCUAUGCAGCUGAAAUAG
This is a messenger RNA of Penicillium maclennaniae, 690 nucleotides long. RefSeq lists its product as uncharacterized. Lineage: Eukaryota; Fungi; Ascomycota; Eurotiomycetes; Eurotiales; Aspergillaceae. Bases 1 to 690 code for a protein of 229 amino acids. The record is from RefSeq and is a predicted model, not a curated record. The transcript is spliced from 3 exons.